Molecule: messenger RNA, 1813 nt
Organism: Athalia rosae (coleseed sawfly)
Lineage: Eukaryota; Metazoa; Arthropoda; Insecta; Hymenoptera; Athaliidae
Product: malonyl-CoA decarboxylase, mitochondrial-like
Exons: 10
Coding region: 189-1736 (515 amino acids)
Biological process (GO): acetyl-CoA biosynthetic process; positive regulation of fatty acid oxidation; malonyl-CoA catabolic process
Cellular component (GO): mitochondrial matrix; peroxisomal matrix
Molecular function (GO): malonyl-CoA decarboxylase activity
Source: RefSeq, a predicted model, not a curated record
GGAAUCAUUUAACAUGGGUACCUAACCCAAUAUUAUAAUCUGAACUAACCUGUCCUGAGAUAACAAAUGAUAAGGAGUGAUCAAAGUAAGAUUACUCUCAGUAUAGCUUAUAAUUAGUGUAUCAGAGUCACUUUAGGCUAAAUUUGAAUUAAAAAAGUUUCUAUGCGUGGAACGGAGAAUAACCAUCGAUGACAAGAAUGUUUUGUGCAGUAUCCGUUUUGGCAAGGUUGAUACCAAUAAAAAGAAUUUCAAAUAAUAGUUGGCGUAGUUUUAGAGUAGUUUUAGAUCCCACAGCAAAAGGCAACAUUCCAAAUUACAUCAUGUCAGCUAAGAUUGGCACCAGUAAUAAUCUCACAAUCGUCAAUCAGCUGGAACAACUAUUUAAGCUCAGGGAGCUACCCAAUACUAGCAAUUGGAUUAUUGAGGCUAAGGUUCAAGCUCUGUGUAACACCUAUAAGGGUUUAUCUCAGGAUGAGAAAAAAACAUUCCUUCGAACUCUGGCCACCGGGUAUGCGGUUGAUCACAAAGUUGUGCAUCAAAUGGCAAUGAGACUCGUUCAAGAUGAAAAGCAAGAUCAAAGGCAAAUUAUAAGCACUGAACGUAUACUGAGCAAUUCCUUGACACCUCUUUACCAGUGGCUCUUUUUGCUCACUGGAAGACUCAAAAAUGGAGUAAAGUUUCUUGUAGACCUUAGGACAGAUGUUUUGGAGUUGAUGUUGGAACUAAAAGACCCGGAUGAAACUAUUGUAGCACAGCAACUCAACAUCACUCUUCGGAAUCUACUAUUGCAAUGGUUCUCUGUCGGAUUUUUCGAUCUUGAACGUGUCACCUGGCAGAGCUCCUGUGAAAUGUUGGAAAAGAUUUCCGAAUACGAGAUGAUUCACCCGAUCAAAAAUUGGACAGAUUUAAAACGGAGAGUUGGGCCCUAUAGAAGAUGCUAUGUCUUUACACACAAAGCGAUGCCUGGGGAACCUGUGGUAGUUUUACACACCGCUUUGUGCAAUACAAUAUCAAGUACUGUAAAAGAGAUUGUCAAAUCGGAACCUGAAACUCCUGCUGAGGAAUCGAAGAAUGUAUCAUUCGGUCAGGAGGAUAAGUCAAAAAUCAGGGCAGCAGUAUUUUACUCCGUAGCAUCUACCCAAAAGGGUUUACAGGGCAUCGAAUUGGGGAAUUAUUUAAUCAAGAACGUAGCUGCCAAAGUUUUGGAGGAAUUCCCUCAAAUUGAUCAGCUCUCCAGCCUUUCACCGAUCCCCAAUUAUAGGACCUGGCUGUUAGAGAGGAUAAAACAUGAUGCGAGUGAAAUGAUCACAAGCAAAGAACGUGACGCCAUAGAAAACCUUCUACCAAACACAGACAUUUACUCAGCGAUGAAAAAAAUUUUAAGUAACUCACUGUGGAUGAAUGACAAAGAGAUAGUCGAGACACUAAAAACUCCAUUACUACGUGCCUGUGCUCGAUACUUGUACAAAGAAAAACGAAGAAAUUACGCACUGAACAACGUUGCUAAUUUUCACUUACGAAAUGGAGCAGUCAUGUGGAGAAUAAAUUGGCUUGCCGAUCCAUCUCCACGAGGGGCUGCUAAUAGUUGUGGAAUUAUGGUGAACUAUAGGUAUUACCUACAUGAAACCGAAACGAACAGUAGAAAUUACCUUGAGCGGUACGUAAUCAAAGCUUCCGAAGACGUGGUCCAUCUGGCAGCCGAAUCGGAAAAAUUAUUCCAAAAGUCGCGGUUGUGAUAACAGAGGAACUGGCUGUAUUUAGUUGUAACAAUAAUAUGCAAUACUGCUAGAAGAAAAUCAAUUUUUGGAAACAA